Molecule: messenger RNA, 8250 nt
Organism: Microtus ochrogaster (prairie vole)
Lineage: Eukaryota; Metazoa; Chordata; Mammalia; Rodentia; Cricetidae
Gene: Pkd1l1
Product: polycystin 1 like 1, transient receptor potential channel interacting
Biological process (GO): calcium ion transport
Cellular component (GO): plasma membrane
Molecular function (GO): monoatomic cation channel activity; protein binding
Source: RefSeq, a predicted model, not a curated record
AUGUCUCUGCCUUCUGUCAUGAUUAGGAGCAUCAGGGACAGCGCCAGUCCCCACUUCUGUCUCGUGUGGCUGUGUCAGGCUGAAAGAGCAGAUGCAUCGUUCUCUGGUCUGCAGCAGGGCGCCCUCUGCUGCCCGAAGAAGGGAGUUUUUUGCUGCAAAGAACUGAGCUCUGCGGAAGACUUGUCCAAGAAACUGCUUCUGAGGUCUGUCAAGGAGGUCCCCACCAGGGUGGUCACAGCCCCACAGACCAGCACCCAAGCAGCUCUCUGGCAUCCUACUGGGCCCAUCCCAGCGAUGCAGCCUGAAAACACUGGGCUUCACAUCAACUGCUUCCCAGACACAGACGCUCCGGCGCUUCCAGCUCUGGGAAUCCGUGUCCACCCUGCUUCCAGAACACUUCUUCGUCUGCUGGUGGACUUUGGGGACGGUUGCGGAGCUGAGAUGAGACUGUGUCCAGUGACGGGCGCAGCUGCAGUGACUAGCUGCCACCGGUACAGGAAAGAAGGAGUCUACAAGCUCAGGGCUGUUGUGCAUGACGUUCAUGGAGCUGAUAUGGAACUGGGGCCGUAUUACGUGAACAUUGGCCAUGAGAACGUGUCUGUAUUCAUGAACUCCAGCUCUAUCCACGAGUGUGAAGCCCUUUCCUUGGCUGACUCCCUCCCACAGCAGAAAGGCACAGUCGUGACGCAUGGCUUUUCUUCUGUGUCCUCAUACAACGUGUCCUUUGUUUCUCAGCCCACAGUGGGCAGCGGCCAGGCUUGGCUUGGUGUGACUGUCGGGUAUAAGAUGCAGUCUGUGUCCAUCAACACCAACGGAACUGUGUUUGCUGCAGACACAGACAUCACAUUUGUGGCUGUUACCAAGGAAACUAUACCCCUGGAAUUUGUAUGGUAUUUCGGAGAUGACCGACCCGUGAGGACAACUUCCAGAAGCCUUAGAAGAAGGCUGAGCAUCCCUCAGCGGUACCACGUGAUGGUCGAGGCCAUCAGCAGGAUCGGCAGUGUGGUCUCUGAGUCCCACCUCAUCAGCGUACAGAAGAGAAUCGCAGCCAAUCGGCUCAUGUCCCCGGCCUCAGCCCUGGUAAAUACCAACGUGUCCUUUGAGUGCAGGCUCAACUUUGGCACGGAUGUAGCCUAUCUUUGGAACUUCGGAGAUGGUACCACUGAGGUGGGCAGCAGCUCCUCCAGCCAUGUUUACAGCAGGGAGGGUGAGUUUACAGUUGAAGUCCUGGCCUUCAAUAAUAUCAGCUCCGCCGUCCUAAGGAAGCCGCUUUUCAUCGUGCACGAGCCUUGCCAACCACCUCCGGUGAAGAACAUGGGGCCUAAGAAGGUGCAGAUCUGGCGCUCUCAGCCCCUGAGACUGGCAGCGACACUGGAAGCUGCAGUGCUCUGUAACAUUUCCCAAGGGCUUUCCUACGCCUGGACCAUUGUGGAUGCUGAGGCAACUGCUGUCACCCUCCCUGCUGCCGUCAACACCCUUGGGCAGACCAUCGUGCUCCCUAGCUACACCCUGGAGUGUGGGAACUACACUGCCACGGCCAAGGUUCAGAUCAAGGGAAGUAUGGUGUAUAGCAACUACUGUGUUGGUGUGGAGGUUCGAGCCAGGGCUCCCGUCAGCGUGAUCUCUGAAGGCACCCACGUCUUCAUCCCCAGGGCCACCACGACCUCCGUCAUCCUCAGAGGCUUCCAGUCCUAUGACCCUGACAAGCCUGGGGCUGCUCUCAGGUAUCACUGGACUUGCACCGCAGCCAGCUCGCCAAGGUGGCCCUGCUUUGAGGACUCUACUCCAUACCAAGUAGACACUCAGGCUCCUGCCAUUUCCUUCCCAGCAAAAUGGCUCAGUGGGUGCUGUGACCAGUUCCUUGUGACCCUGACAGUCUCCAGCAAUGGGCAGAACUCUUCUCGGGCCUUGAUAUUCCUGUCCACCCGUUCAGACCCGGACUUCAGAUUCGUCCACAUCUCGUGGGUCAACUUUAGAGACAUCCGUGUAAACUGGAAUGAAGAACUGUCUCUCCGAGCUGUGUGUGAAGACUGUGACGAUAUACCCGACCUCACUUAUUCCUGGGAUCUCUUCCUGGUCAACGCGACAGAAAAGAAUACUGUGGAAGGAAUACGAAAGGUAUUGCAGCAACCUCAGCUCCGAGGUGGCAAUGGUCAGUCCAAACUCUCAGACAAUAUCUUUGCCUCGCAGGUAGACAUGCUUAUCAGUAUGGGGCUGCUGGGCGCUUCAGCAUCCGGGGCCAUUCUGAAGUUGUCUCAGUCAGACCUACAGUCAAGCCCGAGAGCAUCCCGGACACGACACUCACCAGAGCGGUCACCCAUGCCCCCGAGCUGGACAGCUCUUCACAACCUGGGAAGCAUUUCCUCUAAGUCCACAGCAGGUGGAUACCACAUUCCUGCAGUGGUUGGUCCCAUGGCAGGCUCCGGGGAGCCCAUGGAGGAUUCCAGCUCACUGAGUCCAGCCCCAGGUUCCCUGGAUGAGGAAGCUUUGAUGGUGAGCGCCCCAGAGGGAAGCUGGCCUUUUUCUAGCUCCUCCUCUGCCUUUGAUGACUUUGAAGCCUAUUAUAGUGACAUCCAAGAAGACGUGCCGUCCCCCGGAAGACAGCCAGGGACCGGUACCAACUUCCAGGAAUCGGGACCAAGCAUGAAUGCCGAGGAGAGUGCCAGUGAUGGGGACAACCUGCUGGGCCCUUUCCUCCACACAGGCAGAGCAAAGCCGGCUCUCAUGAUUGACUGGCCCAAGGCCCUGGUCAGCCGAGCUGUCUUCCACAGCUACACCUCCUCAGGUAUCAUGGGACCGGCUGUGACAAUAAGACCAUUCUCACUGAGCAGUGGCGAGAUGUAUGUCUUUCAGGCUUCUGUAGCUUCAAAGAAGGCCUUACUAGGCAAAGCUCAGCUCUACAUAAUGGUCAACCAGGUUCCACAGGACAUGUCCUGUCAGGUGCGACCCCACAGUGGUGUGGAGGCCCAUACUGUCUUCAGUGUCUUCUGCAUGUCAGGGAAACCGGACUUCCAUUAUGAAUUUCGCUACCAGGUAGGAAACACUUCUCCACACACCCUGUACAGCGGACGAGAUACCCAGUACUACUUCCUAUUGCCAGCUGGUGAGACCACAGACAAUUACAAAGUCAUUGUUUCUACUGAGAUCACAGAUGGCCAAGGCUCCAAGGUGCAGCCCUGCAGUGUGGAAGUGACUGUGCUACCCCGUUACCAUGGAAAUGACUGCCCUGACAAAGACCUAUACGACUCCACCCUGGACACCCUGUCUUCUCUCCAGCUGGUGGGAAGUUACACGGAAGUCAGGAACUACAUCGCCAUGACCACUGUGAUCCUGAGCCGUUUGUAUGUGGAGAGCAGAAACACAUCCACCUGUGGCCUAUGGUCACAGAUACAGGAUGUAUUGAUUUCUUCAGCAUGCAGAGUACCUUUAACGGACCAGGAAGCAAUGGUGGACUCUAUUCAUAUACUGAGAGACCUCGUAAGCUUCCCUAAUAAGUUGAGCUUUAUGAGCGCUGUGCACAUCCUUGAAUAUGCACAGAUACUCCUAGCCCAAGGUCCGUUCUCCAGGAAGUUGCUGGUCAACAAAAACCUGGGAGCUGAGCUUAUCCUUCUCAUCUCUGGAGUCUGGGAAGCUGCCAAGGAAGACGGGAGAAAGGAGGACUCUCUGCAGGAAGAAGGCAUGAAGAUCAUCUCUGACAUGUUACUAACCUGUCUCUCCUUGGGCCACCAACAUCAACUUCACAUAAGUGCUGGGAAGAUGGAGUUCUGGACCCUUCUCCAUCACAGCUUCCAGAAGUCUAGUCAGAACCUGGGCUUAAUCUGGGUCCAUUUCCCUGGUGAGCUGGCCUUGCGCCAUCCUGCUCAAGAGGCAUCCCAAAGCCCAUGCUACAUCAGCCAGCUCAUGCUCUUCAUGAAUAGCCCUUACCCAGAGGGACGAGCUCCUGGACAGGUGGGCAGCGUGGUGAGCCCUCUACUCUACAGUUGCAAGGACAGGAGCCGCAUUCUCAGAGGACGGCUGGAGACACCUGUGACCGUGGAGUUCGGGGAGGAAGACUACCUGGUAAAGACAAGACAUCCAACUGUGUUCACCUUGCUUCGGGAUGAGGUGAACCUCCACGGGUUCACUGGGCUUUCUGAAAAACCCCAGGAAACCUUACAGAUAUGCAUCAAAUUCUUGAAGCUCAGAAGAAGAGCCUUCCCCGUCAUGCUGCUAGUAAGGUUCUCCAAGAAGGCCACGCCUUCGGAUUUUCUUGUGAAGCAGGUAUACUUCUGGGAUAAGCAGACUGUGCAAAUUUAUGUACCUGCUCUUCUGUGGAAAGGAGCCGAUGUGGGGUAUUUGUCCCUGCUAGACGCUGAUUAUGACAGGAGACCUCCAAACAAAUACCUUGCUGGGGCAGUAAACUACACAGUGCAUUUCCAGUGGAUCCAGUGUGUGUUUUGGGACAAGACAGAGUGGAGAUCCGAAGGUCCCUGUCCUCAGCCCGGAACUUCUCCUGAGAGAGUCAACUGUAGCUACCAUCGCCUGGCGCCUUUCUCUGUCCUCAGAAGAAAGCUGAAUGCCACUUUCGAAGUGAGCAGCAUUUCUGAGUUCCGGAGCGACCCACAUAAUUUGCUGCCCGGGAUUUUCAGUGUGUUUCUCUUGGUUCUUUAUGGAAUCCUGGUGACUAAAAGCAGAUGUAUACGUUGUCACAAGAAAAGGAAACCUGGCUGUAUUUUUCUGGAAGGAGACACCACACCUGGCCACCAGCUGUAUGCAGUCAUUGUUGACACUGGCUUCCGGUCACCAGCCCAAUUUACAUCAAAGGUUUUCAUUGUUUUAUAUGGUGAAAAUGGACUCUCAGAGACCAAAGAACUCUGCUGCCCAGAGAUGUCCUUAUUUGGAAGGAAUUCCAGGCACACCUUUAUACUGAGCACCCCUAACCAGCUGGGUCCACUCCAGAAAAUCCACCUGUGGCACGACAGUAGUGGACCGGCCCCAAACUGGUUCGUCAGUCACGUGAUGGUGAAGGAACUACACUCAGGCCAAGGCUGGUUCUUCUCUGCUCAGUGCUGGCUGGCUGUGAGCCUAUGUGAUGGCCAUGUGCAGAGAGAGCUCUUCUGCCUGCGCCGUGGUCUUGGCUUCUGGAAGCUUUUCUAUGCCAAGUUCACAGAGUACCUGGAGGAUUUCCACAUUUGGCUCUCACUGUACAGCCAGCCCCCUUCCAGCAGCUACCUGUACACACAGCGGGUUGCCGUGGCCUUCUGUCUCCUGUGUGUCUAUUCGUACCUCACUGCCCUGGUCACUGUGGGAGCCCAUGAACAGCACCCGCUGGAUGUGGGUCCCACUCUGGAAUCCUUCCGCCUGGGUCUCCUGUGCACCUUUCUGGCCUGUCCAGCUGCCCAGCUGUUGUCGCUGCUCUUCAGGUUCAGCAAGGAAGCCACAGAGCAUCUUCGGGGUGCACCACAGUGGUCUUUAAGAGGAGUGAAGACAGAGGUACCUCAGGCUCCCAGCAGUGGUUUUGAAGGGCGUGUGCCCCAGUGGUCAAGGGUCUGUCUGCGCUGGUCAAGCUCUGUGGUCUGGGCCAUUUGUGGGUUGGCUUCCCUGGCCUGUGGCUUGGGGACAGGAUUCCUAGGCUACAGGUUUGUGACAGAGCAGUGCAUACAGUGGCUGCACCUGUUGCUUCUCUCUGUGGUCUGCUGCGUAUUUGUCACCCAGCCACUCAUGAUCUGUUUGGCAGCGCUCGUCUUUGCUUGGAAAAAGAAACAUGACAGCCAGUUUUUUACUGAGUCUUUACAUGAUGCAACCAAGGAUCUAGAUUUGGAAUUGGAAGAAUACUCCAGAACCCACCUUCGUCUUUCUCCCAACUCCCACAGUCCUGACACUGUUGAGGAGGCCGAGAGGGUCUUGGCUGCGCGACAACGAGACCGCCACCUGCGCUGGGCUCAGCCACCAUCCAGGGCCAAGUUCAGAGAGAUCAGGGAGAGACUGAGGAAAGAGAACUGGAUGCAGGCAGCAUUGAGAGGCAUUUCCACGCACAGUCUCAUGCUGCUGCUGCUUUUGUUUAUAACAUAUGGGAGAGUCUGUCCGGGUGAAUAUUGUCUCAACCAAGCCAUCAGGAAGGCAUUUACAAGAAAUGACAGACACUCCUUUGGGGACCUGAACAGCACAGACGACUGGUGGGACUGGACUCUGAGCAUGUUGCUGGAUGGGCUGCACCCAGAAGGACCCUCUGUUGGAGUCCGGGGGGCUCAGCCUGGAGCUCUCGGAGGGCAGUGCCAUCUCAUAGGCCCUGCAGUGAUCAGGCAGCUCAUGGUUUCUUCUGGUACUGCAUGCGCGCCUCCCAGGCCAGUCUCAGAGCCAGCGGAAGAUGCACCACCUACACUGAGUCGCAACCUUGACCUUGAGAACCUAAAAGUGACCCCUAGUGGUCCUGAGGCCUGUGGGGCGAUGAAGAGGAUCUCCGUGUACAGCCUAGGAAGAACAAGGCACGAAGUCCACAUAGCCCUGACUGCCCUCAGGACCAGCAGGUGGAUUGACCACAGCACCAGGGCCGUGUCUGUGCACUUCACUCUCUACAACCCUCCCACGCGACUCUUCACCAGUGUGACCCUAGGUGCAGAGCUUCUCCCCACGGGAGGUCUUGUCCCCUCAUCCCUGGUUGAGUCAAUCAGCAUCUAUGGUGACUCAGCUCCACGCUACCUUCUUAUGCUUUCUGAGCUGGCGUUUCUGGUCCUCAACGUGACCUACUUCUGUUUCCAGCUCUGGGGAAUGACCACCAAGGGCGUCCUCAGCUACUGGAGGAAACCAAGACACUGGCUGGAGCUCUUUACGGUUGGGGUAGCCCUGGCCUACCAUGCAGCCUCUGGCCACCUCACUACCCUUGCCAAGAAUGUCACUGACCAGUUCCACAAAGGACUUCACAAGAUGUUCGUGGACCUAAGUCUGGUGGUGUCAUGGAAUCAGAGGGUAAGAUGGCUCCGGGGAAGCCUGCUGUUCCUCUGGAUGUUGAAAUGUGCUCAUCUCCUCGGCCUCCUAAGCAGCAGGGCAGCCUUCUCUGCAAUGAUGCGUUCGUCUCUCUCCAGAGCCCUGGCACCCGCCCUGUUAGGGGCCCUGUCGCUGGCUGCCUAUUCCCACUUGUGCCGGUUUCUGCUCUUCACCGGGACGCCACCACCCGACACCUCUACAGAUGCAUUUCCUGAGCUGCUGCUUCAGUUUCUGGGAAGAAACCAAAAGGACUCACUGCGCAAUCACUUGGAGUCUGGGCGUCGAGCCGUGGCUUGUUACUGCGGGGCCCUGUUUCUGCUGGUGGCCGCUCUAUGUUUCGGAAUGACACCAGCCCACACUCCAGCUGAGGUGGUGUGCCCUGCACAGAAACACCUCCGUGAGAUGACAGCAGUGUGCUUCAGACUGAGGGCUUCCUUCCUGACUUUUUUCCGAAAAAGAAAGUCUUCUCAAAGAAAAUCUCAUGUGACACUUACAAAUGUCGCUGUUUAUGCAUGGCAUAAAGUCCUCGCCAUUCUGGGACUGGAAACAACUCUGGAGGAGACCGAGGUGGCUACGGAUCAGAAUUAUUACCUGGAUGAAUUUUCAAGCCUAUUGGAUGAACUUCUGCUAAAGAUUGAUGGUUUGUCUGACAGCCUAGAACUCUCUAGCCUAGAAAACCAGUGGAGGAGGACAGUGGAGUCAGGGACAGAGGACAGUCCUCUCGUUGGCAUUCCAGGGUCCCAUGCUACUGUGUUCAGCAGCAAAAUUCGCAUGUACUCAGCAAAGCCGAAGGGUGGGAAUGGUCAACAUGAGGCACAACUGAGCGGAGCCAACAGCAAGACAAAGUCGUUCCUUAGAGGCGACCUUGUAAGCUGUCAGCUGUCCUACCGCGAAAACUGCUUAGAUGUGAUUGACGACUAUUGGGUGUAUCAGGAGUGCAAGAAACGUAAAACUCAGCCAUCGAUGCUGAAGCUGAGAGCCUUCCUAGAUAAGAAUUCUCAGCUUCCACACUGUGUCUGCUGCGGUGGCUGCACAGGGAGAAACAUUCUGCAGCUCCUGAUUUAUCCCCCUCCUGGCACGCAAGCGCCAGCGAAGUUGAAAUAUUGCUCUGUCUCCUCUGUGGAUACCAAAGUGGCUGUUCACUCUACUGUUUCUGAAGCAAACAGUGCCAGCCCUGCUUAUGACUGCUACAUCACUGCCAUCACCGCCAUCACCGCCAUCGCUGCCAUGUUGCCUCUGCUCCCCCUGCUUCCCUCUUCAUGUUACCAGUUUAGCCCACUCUAUUAA